CUUUGUCAAAACCGUCUACAUCUACCUCAGGAUGCCGUACUCGGCGCCAAGAGGAUAGACCACCUCUUUGGCGCGGCCUGAGAAUUCGCCUGCUCAUUGGCAGAUUGGAGGGGCGAGUAAUCAUAAUUUUUAUUUGAUUAUUUUCGAACAUUGGAGUACGUACACGAAAGUAAACCUUCAUAUUCAUGAUCUACAAAGGAUUUUCUUCCAAACGAGCUUCAGUUCAACCAAAAAAAAUUGUAUUUCAUUUGUUAUCCAGACCAAAUCAUGGGAAAAAUUAAAAUGAUGAUUAUUGAUUAUCCAUAGGGCUACAAACAAAAUCAAUACAUGUACGAUGAUGUAUCAACUAUGUACAAUCAGGUCCAUUAGUUAGUUAUUCGGUUUGCAAUCGUCCGCCGGUUGAAUGCAUCGUGGUCGAAACAAACACUUCAAGGAGCCCAGUUAACCUCACUCCAAGCGUUAGGCACCCCCAAACACCCAGACCCCAUAAAAAUGGGUCACCAAACGGCUGAGGAGACGGUGCAACCAGGUAAUUACGUGAUAAUUGAGAAACGCAAUUACCGAAAGCUGUGCAAAGUAACAGAGAAGGGAACAUUUACCUUGGGGAAGGAGCAAGUAGAAAUGGUGCAUCUCCUGGACAAGCCGUACUGGACGACCUUUAAAAUGCUGCCCUCGAAAACCUCGAAGAAACACGUGUCCUUGGAAGUGACCCUGCGUGCCGAGACGAUGGAGGACAUUCGUCAGGGACUCUCCAGCGGCACCGACAACAGAUUGAUAACCGACGACGGCACCUCCCAAAAGCUUUCGAAAGAAGAAAUAGAGGAUCUUCGUGAGGCUGGAAAGUCAAGCAAAGAAAUUGUCACGUCUCUGAUCUCUAAUAGCAGCUCCUUCACGACAAAAACCGAAUUUUCCCAAGAGAAGUACAUAAAAAAGAAAGAAAAAAAGUAUUUCAGGUGUCUGACAAUCAGGAAGCCCACGAUCUCCAUGAUUCAGGAGAUCUACUUCCGUCAGGAUUCCUCCAAGAUAAAUUUUCUGCGGAUGGACACUCUGUCCCAGAUUCUUUCGUACUCCGACGUCAAAUCUGAGGGGAAAUUCUUGCUGUAUGACAGUGGUACAUCUGGACUAUGUCCAGCUGCACUGCUCAGCAGAAUUGGCGCUGACACCAGUGGUGUUAUGGUGUAUCUCCAUCCUGGAAAUCAGGCACACCUGACACUCGUCCAGGCCAUGAACUUUCCUGGGGAGCUGGUGAAUCGAAUGAUGACUGUGAAUCUCUACAAUUUUCUGAGGAUUUAUGAGCAGGGAAAGGAGGAAAUCUUGAAGGAACUGGUGGCCAAACACUGCGACUGGAAGAGGACGAAGGAGAUGCUUGCUUCAGACGGCAUGUCACCUGCGAAGAAGGCUAAACUGGACAAUCAGGGGGAGAAUGGUCUGGGAGAGGAGAAAAUUGAGGGUAUGGAGACUAUUGAGAAUGGAGUCUGUCAUAUUCCAAACAGUUUCAAAGAACCAAAAUGGCUGGGUGAAACCCGAAAAGCUGUCGACUGCUUCAAGAAGGGAAAGGCUGAUGGGCUUAUCAUUGUCACCAAGGAACAUCCAGCCAGCAUUGUCAAUGGUCUUCUCAGUUAUUUGGGGGCGUCCAGACCUUUUGUCAUUUAUCAUUGUCACAGGGAGCCACUUCAGGAGACCUAUGUCGCCCUCAAACAGAGAAAAGACGUUGUUAAUCUGAGACUUUUUAGUAAUUUUUGUAGGGAGUAUCAAGUACUUCCGAAUAGGACACAUCCUGAAAUUAUGAUGAAUGAUCUAGGGGGGUAUUUACUGACCGGAUUUCUAGUUGAGUGAUCUAAAGGGAUUAUUUUGUACAGACACUGUGAUACAUUCAGAAUCAUGCAGUUUUCGAUGCGGAAUAUUUCUCAAUCAAUUAUUGUUUUUUUUGAAAAUACUGAAGUGGUUAAAUUUUUUUAAUGAUUUCUGUGAUUCUUUUGGGACUAUUAAGAUUUUCAGAGGUUUUUUUUUCAGUUUGAAAGGUUUCUUUGACUAAAUCUUUUAGUUCUUAAUGACUCACUUGUUAAAGACGAGACUCGUAAUCAAUUAAACACAUGAAAAUAUUUUUUUGUAAUAUUCUCAUACUUUUCUAAAUGGCCUAAAAUAAAUACUGAACACGAUAUUGAAUCA
This is a messenger RNA of Diachasmimorpha longicaudata, 2169 nucleotides long. It is a transcript of the gene Trmt6, whose product is annotated as tRNA (adenine(58)-N(1))-methyltransferase non-catalytic subunit TRM6. Gene Ontology annotation, biological process: tRNA methylation. Bases 493 to 1836 code for a protein of 447 amino acids. The record is from RefSeq and is a predicted model, not a curated record. Gene Ontology annotation, cellular component: nucleus; tRNA (m1A) methyltransferase complex. Lineage: Eukaryota; Metazoa; Arthropoda; Insecta; Hymenoptera; Braconidae. The transcript has a single exon.